AUGGCACUAAAGAAGUCUUUAUCAGCUCGGCGAGUACCCCGCAAGAUCGGUAGCGAUGGGGAGCAGGACGAUGAGGCAAUACCUGCCGACCAUUCUUCGCAAGAAUCCGCUGUAAAGAAGCCUUCCACCUCAGGGAAAGCGAAGAAGCGUUCGAGCCUUCGCAUGUCUUUCGGUCUUAGCGAAGCCGACAACGAAGUAAUAAACGAGCGUACACCAAUGUCGAUACCGAAAAGAACAAAUUUCACCCGCGUAGCUACUGAAAACAAAGCCAAACGGUCUUCCAUGUUGACUGAGCAUCUUCCUUUCCGAGCAGACCUUUCAGAAGACAAGCCUAAUUACAGCAAAGAGUACUUAGCUGAAUUGAAGCAAAGUACACCCUCUGCUCCUAAGGUCGACUUGGUAUUGUCAGAUGAGGAGACACAGGAAAUCCAAGAGCUUAAUAUCGCUGCAAAGUUCGGGUCCAUGGCAGCCUUGGAAUCGGAAAGGUCAGCCUUCAUCCCGAGUGAAGCCGAAAUACGCGAGAAGAAGGAAAGACGGCGGCGUCUUGCCCGAGAGGACAACUACAUUGUCCUAAACGGUCGCAAUGAAAUAGCUAGUGAAGAUGAAGAACUUACAGAUGACGAGUUCGCACCUCGUAGGACAAAGAAUUUUGAGAUAGCAGAAUGGAAAGACCAGCACAAAUAUGGCGAGACGCGUCUUGAACACGAAGACGAAGACCUUGCGGAAGGCUUCGACGAAUAUGUUGAAGAUGGUGGUAUCUCACUCGGACGAAAGGCGGAACGAGAAGCACAAAAGAAACGGCGAGCUGAGAUGGCAAGCAUGAUUGCAGAUGCUGAGGGCGGCUCCUCGGAUAAUUGCUCGGACGACUCAAUUUUCGAACUUAAUGAUGCAUACGAAGCUGCCCAAGCUAAAGCCGGCGCAUAUAACUCUCGUAGCGGUCUUCGAAAUCGCAAUGACGGGCGGCAAACUCCGCCAAGGAUAACGCCAUUGCCUAACCUCAAAGACGUCAUGCAAAGGCUGAGAGACAAUGUGAAGCAUGUGGAGGAGGAGAGAGCCAUGAAAUUGAGACGACUGGAAGAGCUGAGAGCUGAAAGAGCUCAGGUCAAAGACCGCGAAACCUGGAUUCAGGCACAGUUAAAGGAAACUGGAGAUAGAUACGAGAAACUGCGUGUUGAAGCAGGUAUCAGCACUGUCGCGCUUACACCCCAUGAUACUGCGAAUUCUGAAAAGCUUGCCCUUGGGCGCGGUCUAGAAAACUUAGGGGUAGGGCCGGUCACUAGUCAGAUCGAAGACAGCGAAGCUUGA
This is a messenger RNA of Pseudovirgaria hyperparasitica, 1305 nucleotides long. RefSeq lists its product as uncharacterized. The record is from RefSeq and is a predicted model, not a curated record. Gene Ontology annotation, cellular component: U2-type post-mRNA release spliceosomal complex. Gene Ontology annotation, biological process: spliceosomal complex disassembly. NCBI's taxonomy places the organism in Eukaryota, Fungi, Ascomycota, Dothideomycetes, Acrospermales, Acrospermaceae. The transcript is spliced from 2 exons. The coding region runs from base 1 to 1305 and encodes 434 amino acids.